AUGCAACUCUGUUUGUACUUUACAGCCAAGGUGAAGCGGUCUUCAGAGCCUCAUCAUCUGGACGUCACUCCUUCUGGGACGGUGCUUCGCAUGAUGUCACCUUGGUGUUCCACGUGUGAGGAGGAACCUCAAAAGCUCCUCUUCCCUUCUCUCCUCCCCUCCUUUCCUCCCCUGCAACCCCGUUUGUACAUUACAGCCAAGGUGAAACGCUCUUCGGAGCCUCAUCACCUGGACGUCACGCCUCGUUGGGACGGUGCUUCCCAUGAAGACGCCUCACCGUCCCCUGGCUCGUGGGAGAGGGACAGAGAGAGGGAGAGGAAGGAGGAGAGGAAGGAGGAACGCGGGAGAGACAAACGGGGGGAGAUCGAGCGUUGGCAUGAGGGAAAUGCGCUGACGCCGCCGCUGGGGUCGCACUCCCCGUCGGUUUUCUCCUCUCCUGCUGCUGGCGCAGGAGGGGAGAGAAGAGCGGAGGAGGAGGUGGGGAUGGGGCAAGAGGAAAGGCGGGAAGGGGACGAUUGGGGAGUUAGCGGUGGGGAUGGAGGCGAGAGAGAGGCGAGCGGGGAGAGGGAGUUGAAAGGGCAGGCGGCUAUGGCGCACGGCAGGGAGAGGAAGGUUAUAUCCGGGGACGGCUCUCACUCUCGCAAAAGGAAAACGUCUGCUGCUGCUGCUGCCGUUGCUGCUGUGGCAGCAGCGGGUGCUGCCGCAGCUAGUGCUGGUGGCGCUGGUGCUGGUGGCGCUGCUAUUGGCGGGUCUCCUGCAGCAGGGAAAGCAGCGGGUGCGUUUCUGGGAGAAUCUGCAAUGCAAAGCACGGGUUUGCGAUCCUGGCCGGAGGGGUUGAGCCCAGGGGGUGUAAACAAUGUGGAACAGCAGGAGGGAUCGGAGGACGGGAGAAGGAGGGCGAGUGGGAGAGAGCAGAGAGAGCAUGGUUCCCACGGCGGAGGGGUUGACGCUGCGAGGGAGAGAGGGGAGGGUGAGGCGGAGCAGGAGGGAGUGGGAAGUGGGGGGGCGGGAGGUUUGAAAAGGGACCAGAGGGAACAGAGGGAGCAUCGGCAUCCUGUGGGGAAGAGAAGAGGGGUUAAGGAGGGGCGGGAUGGGGUGCCUAGGGCCGGGAGGGAGCAUAAGGAUCAUAAGGAGCAUAAUCAGCGUGUUGAGAAGGAGGCGAAAGGGGAGAAGGAAGGGCAGGAGCCGCAGUUGAUGCACCUGAGGCCGCAUGAGACGGGUAAGAGGGGCAGCAGGCACAAGCACGACUCGCCAGCAAGCCAGGCUCGGGCUGCCGGACCUGCAGGCGGGCCUGGCUCGGAGCAGCUGGAGCUGCCGAGCCAAGGUUUUCCAUCCGGUCACGGAUUGCAAGCGGGGGGACACGGACACGGGGCGGCAGUAACAGGUCUUGCGCCUGCUGCAGACCGCAUGGGGGGCAGCGAGGGGGGAAGCUUGGGGGAAGCCUGGGCUGGGAGCAACGAGGGGGGAAGCUUGGGAGGUGCCCGGUUUGGAGGCAGUGAGGGGGGGAGUCAGGGGGGAGACAUGAGGCUGCCUGGCGGGCAGGCAGCAGAAGGGCUUGGGAUGCCAGGGGGGGUUUCUGUGGCGGCUGGUGCGCCUGGGACGCGUCUGUCUGGUGCUGGUGGUUCUGUGGGAGUGGGGGUUGGAGAGGGGGAGGUGCGAGCAGCUCGAUCCAAGCCAAGGAAGAACGAGAGAGCAGCAGCAGCGGCAGCAGCAGCGGCGGCAGCAGCACAAGCAAGAGCUGAAGCCGGUGAUCCAAAGCACAGGCUGGGAGGGGACACGGAUGCAUCCCACAUCAGACCCUUCGCGCUCCCUCCUACUCCGUCUCCUCCUCCUGCUGCUGCUGCUUCUCCUGCUGCUCCUGCUGCUACUCCCGCUCGCCCAAACGCGUCAGCAGCAGGAGAGAUGGGAUCUGGUUUUGCUAGCAGCAGCCACGCAGCAGCAGCAGCAACAGAUGCAGCCUCUGGGUUCAUAUCCCCCCGCACAGACGCUGCUGCUCCUGCAGCAGCGGCAGCUGGGGGUGGGGCGGCGCAUGUGGACUGGCGCUUAGGACAGGGUCACGCUGCCUCUGGGGUUGGGGCUGCAGCUGAGUCCGGGGAGAGCAAAGCGGCUGGGAAAGCGGGUGGUGGGCAUGGGGAAGGGGAGGGAGCGUUUGCAGGGAGAGGGAGGGGAGCGGGAGGAGCAGAGGCGGGGGGCGGGGAGGGGGGGGAACUGGGCCCAGAGGCGGGGGGAGGGGGAACAAAGGGGAGGGAGGGGAGGGCGGAGGGCGAGGGGGGAGGGGGGCGAGGAGCGGUAGGGGAGAGGGGGGAAGAGGAGGGGCUGGGCAGGCAGGGGCCGGCGAAAAAGUUUGUCAGCAAGGCCAAAGCAGCAGCAGCAGCAGCCACAGCAGCAGCAGCGGCUGCUACAGCGUCUGCCCCCACGCCAGGUCCCCACCCCCCUGCAAGCCGGCCAAAAGCCGGCCCGGGAGCAGCAACUGGGGCAGCAGGGGGAGCAGCAGCAGGGGCGGCUGGGCCUGGUGGUAGGCCGACUGCUCCUGUGUCGAUGUCAGCGCAGGAGGCAGAGGUAGCAGAGGCGCUCUUUGACUUUGCCAACCUCCUCGCGUUCGGAUCAAAUGAAGCCGAAGAGGAAGGGGCUGAUGGCUCUGCCGCCGCCGCCGCUGCUGCUGAUGGCGCUGCUGCCGCUGCUGCGGCAACGGCUGCAGCUGCGGCGGCGGCGGCGGUGGCGGCUGCACCACUCAAGAAGCGGAGAGGGGCAGCGGCAGCAGCAGCAGCAGCGGCGGCAGCGGGUCAAGCGGGAGGUGAAAACUCUGCUAAAGCAGCCGCAAUGGCCGCAGCACAGACUGUACCAGCAGGUGCAGCAGCAGGAGCGGGGGCAGCGGGAGGAGGGGGAGGAGGAGCAGGUGGGAAAGUAGGCAGUGCCCCUUCCACCCCACCGGACGGAUCAGGUCCCAUGGGGCCGGUGCUUUCCCUCCCACCCACCCUCGGUCCAGCCAGCAGAGAUCCUCAGGGACCCUUUUCCGCUGCUGUUGCUGCUGCUGCAGCAGCAGGUGCUGCUGGUGGCCCUUCAGGUGUAAACCCAGGUGCAGGAUCAACGAGUCUUCUGGGCACCCCCCUGGCCUCGCCUCGAGCAGUCCUGCCUUCUCCGCCUCUAGGGUUCCCCAUUGCAGCAGCAUCUGGGGCGGGGAUGGGGGUGGGCGCGGGCGGGCAGGGCGCAGGGGCGGCGGCUGAUGUGUCUCGGCUGCUUGUGUGUGGGGGGAAUGAGGCGGAUGGGCGGGGGCAGUAUGGGGGAGCUGCUGGGGGAGCAGGGGAGGGGGGAGUGGGAGGUGGGGGGAGAUCGGCUGGGGGAGGGGGAAUUGCAGCGGGAGUGGGGGCAGGGGGGGUUGGGGGGAGGCAGAGUGUCUUGGAGAAAGUCAGCCAACACCAGAUUGCUGCUGCUGCUGCACACGGCCAUACAGACGGCAGCACCAGGCAGACCAAGCACGGCCCAGCCUCCUCUGCUGCCCUCCGCGCCCCUGCUGCCGCCGCCCUGGCUGCUGCUGCAGGCCCCUUACACUCCCCCUCCGCCCCUCCUGUGCCAGGCAUUGCAGGGGCGGUGGGUAGCGGUGGGGCUGCUGCUGCCACUGCUGCUGCUGCUGCUGCUGCUGGUUCUGGUGCCGCCCCCCCCCUUCGCCCGCCCCACCCAAUCGCACCCUCAGGUGCAGCCACUGCAGGUGCUACCGGGGGAGGUGCAUCUGGGGCAGGUACAGCUGGUCUUCUCAGUAUCGCCCCAAGGGCUCUUGCUCCCAGGCCGAUCGCCCCUCUAACAGGCCAGCCAAACGCAGGGGCAAUGGCGGGAGGGGUUGGGGUUGCUCCCUUGACAAUGCCCAACCCUGCUGCGGUUCUUCCCGCCCAAGCGGCUGGUUUUGGCUCCAUGGGCCAGAAUCGGAUGCUGCUUCCUGUUCCCACGUUAAGCGCUGCAGCAGCUGCGGCUGCCGGACCUGGUGCCGGACCUGGUGGUGCUGCUGGUGGUGGUGCAGAUACAGGAGCAGGAGUAGGAGGAGCAGCAGCAGCAGGAGGAGGAGGGGUAGUUGGAGCAGGGGUGGUAGGGGCAGGGAAGGACCAACGCCAAACGGGUAGGCCACCACUAACUUUAGAAAAUCUUCUCGGUGCUGCCAGCUCAGCACGAGGUGGCGCGCACGCCAGCGCAGCCCGCCCUGCCACAUCACCUUCGGCGCUCCUCCGAGCCACCGCCGUGCCAGGUCCGGUGGCUGGCUCGCCAGGCUCGGUGGCUGGGACGGCUGGCGCCGCUGCAACCACCCCUGGAGCUACUGUUCAGCUGCUACCCGCAGGAGCAGCAGCGGCAGCAGCAGCAGCGGGUGGGGUUCCGGCCUUUCACAACUCUGUCCCCUCCUAUUCUCUGCACGCUGGCGGAAACCCAUCCUUUGCCCCAAAUUCCCAUGCGCUCGCUUCUUCCCAUGCUCACACCACCGCCGCUGCCCACGCAACCGCCGCUGCCCAUGCUGCCUCCACUCCCCCCCCGCGGCUGUUUGCUUCCCCGCUCACUGGUGCACCGCUGGCACCAGGGGGGCAGGGCGCGGAGAAGGGGGGGAAGGGGUCGGGAGAUGGGACAAAGGGGCCUGGUGGUGUGGUGGGCGGGGGAGGAGAGGGAGGCAUGGACCAGCAGACGAGAAUGUGCUAUGCCCUCUGCCACUCCUUUACCUCAUGUCCCCUCGUCCCCUCGUCCCCUCCUCUUCCCCUCUCCCCCUCUUACCAUUCCGCCCCUCCCGUCAGGCUGCGAAUGGGACCACCGUCAGCCACGGCCACCACUACAGACAGCAAGGACCAGUGGCCGCAUCAGCAGCAGCAGUCACUGCGCUCCAACACUCUUGAGCUUGACCUCAUGGGCCCGCACAAGCCGCAGCAGCAGCAGCAGUCGCUGCGCUCCAACGAGCUUGAGCUUGAUCUCAUGUCCCCACCUGGCAACGGUCUCUCACUGCUGGUUCCGAGUUCAGAGCGGUUGGGAGCGGUGGACGAGGAGGAGACAGCGGAAGGGGAGAGCAAGGCGCAUGUGCCGCGUGGCAUGCCGCCACCAGCAGCAGGCGUUACACACAAGCACAUGGGAGGGGGAUUGGCAGGAGGAACAGGAGGAGGACGAGGAGGCGGAUUAGGAGUAGGAAAGGGGUUUGAUCUGAUGCUGCUGAAUGCAGAGGCAGAGAGAGGCAGGGAGAAGGAGAAGGAGACAAGGGAAAGGGAUGGGCGGAAGGAGGCGGGGCGGGGGAAGGGGAGGGAGAAGGAGGAGAAGGACAAGGGGAGGGCGGAGAAGGGGAGGGAGAGGGGGAGAGGAGGGAGGGAGCAGGAGGUGCAGAGUAGGAUGGAAGAUGGGAAGGAGGAGAGGAAAGACGGGGGACUGCUGCAGAGAUCUGGCAGUCAAAGAGGGGCGACAGCGAGGGGGGCGAAAGGAGACGCUAAGGGUGCGUCCAGGGAUCGAGCUGCUGGUUCGUCUCCUGUGGUGGGGCCUAUGUCCCCAGGAGCAGUAGGGUUGGGAGGUGCAGGUUUAGGGGUGGCAGGAGCGGCAGCAGGAAGCACGGUGGUUGGAGCAGCAGGGGCGGCUUUGAGCCAGUCUGCUCCAGAAGCAGCAGCAGCAGCUGCUGCUGCAGCCGCAGCAGGAGGAGCAGGAACAGGAGGAGGAGCAGCAGGGGCAGCACCAGGCAUCCAGCACCCCCCAGGGGCACCCUCCCGCGCAGGAGCCCCCCCAGUGCCCAUAAUGCCCGCAGGCUUCCCCCCUCCGCCCGCCCACCUUGCCCCCAUGCACCACACUCCCCCCGGCAUGCCCCACAAUCCCCCUGGGAUGCCCCCUUCCGGGGCACCCCCACACGGAGCAGCAGCAGCAGCAGCAGCCGCAGCGGCAGCAGCAGCAGCUGCUGCUGCGUCCAUGCCUUUGCCGUUAGGGCUGGGAGGGUGGCCGAUUCCUGGGAUUGGGUUUUUCCCGCAGGCUGCUGCUGCAGCAGCGGCGGCUGCAGCUGCUGCUGGGUGGCCUCCUCCCUCUGCUGGAGGCCCCUCCUCGCUCCCCUCCUCUCUCCCCUCCUCUCUCGCCUCGUCUCUCCCCUCGUCGCUUCCCUCGUCUCUCCCCUCUUCCCUCCCUGCCUCCCUGUCACAUACAGGGCCGUCGCUGCUGCAGCAUGCUGGAGUGGCAUCACUGGCGCAUGCAGGGAGGGACGAUGGGGUCUCCUCACCUGCUCCUCCUGGCCAUCCAUCGCAGCACACGCUGCCUCAACCGCCCCCAGGCUUACUCCCUCUGCCUUCGCAGCAGCAGCAGCAGCUGCACGGGCGGCGGCCGUGGAAACGUUGUGCCCUGCACGUCUACAUCGCCCACUUCAUAGAGUUCAACCGGCAUGUAGCACGGCAGCAGCAGCAGCAACAGCAACAGCAGCAGCAGCAACAACAACAGCAACAGCAGCAGCAGCAGCAGCAUCACCACCACCCGUUCUACCCCCCCCAUUUCAGCAAUUAUGCGGCAGCAGCGGCGGCCGCAGCGGCAGCUGCGGUUCAGGGGCAACUGAAGGCACUAGGAGCAGCAGGAAACGCACCAGUAGGAGGGCCGUCAGCAGUAGGGAAAGCUGUGGAAGGGACGGUGGGGCGAGAGGAGGCUGUCGGGAACCAUGUGGGGGGGGCGGUCUCCCCUGCUGUACCAGCAGCAGCAGCAACGGCAGCACUAGGGAAGGCACUUGCGCAGGGGCAGAAUCAGGUUCAGGCACAGGGGCAGGGGCAGAAUCAGGGGCAGGGGCAGAAUCAGGGGCAGAUGGCGCAUGUGCAACGAGUGGCAGGUGCUCCGGUUCAGAGCGGUGCUGUAGGGGGGCCGUCCACCCACCUGAGAAGACCUGGGCUUUUCCCCGCAGGGGUGGUUCAGGCAGGGGCGGCGCAGACAGGGGCGACACAUGCAGGGGCGGCACAGGCAGGGGCGGCACAGGCAGGGGCGGCACAGGCAGGGGCGGCACAGGCAGGGGUGGCACUGGCAGGGGUGGCACUGGCAGGGGUGGCACUGGCAGGGGUAGGGCAAGGGGUUGGGCAAGCAACUGCAGGGCAGGUGAGAAUGGGACAGGCAGGGGCAGUGGCACGAGGGUCUGGACAGGCAGGGGUGGGGCAAGCAGGGGUGGUGCAUCCAGGGGCGGUGCCAGCAGGGGCAGUGCCUGCAGGGGCGGCUCAAGCAGGGGCGGUGGCAGCAGGGGCGGUUCAACCAGGGGCGGUGCCAGCAGUUGUUAUCCAGAGGCCAGGAGGGCAGGGAUUGGGGAUGGGGCUACCAGGUGCGGUGCUGCCAGGGAAUGCGGGGCAGCACAAGGGGAGUACUCUAUUACCACCUCUGUUGUUACCACAGCAGCAGCUGGGGCAGCAGCAGCAGCAGCAGCUAAAUGUCCUUCCACGUGUGGCUGCUGGAUCGCCAUCGCCUCCGCUGCCACUGCCACUGCCACAGCAGCAGCAGCAGCAGCAGUUGGGCCAGCAGCAGCGGCAGCAGCAGCAGCAGUUGGGCCAGCAGCAGCAGCAGCAGCAGCAGCAGCAGCAGCAGCAGCAGCAGCAGCAGCAGCAGCAGCAGCAGCAGCAGAAGGGGAAUGUCCUUCCACGUGUAACCGGUGCCUCACCAUCUCCACCGCUGCCACAGCAGCAGCUGCAGCAGCAGCAGGGGCAGCUGGGGCAGCAGCAGCAUGUGCAGGGGGUAGCAACAGCAGGGCAGGCAGGCACUGUGGGGGCAGGCAGUGGUGCAGGGGCAGGGAACGCUAACGGGGCUGGUGCUGCUGUUGCUCCUGGUUUGAAGCCGCAAGGAGGGCAGAUGCAGCCGGGACAGGUGGUAUCAGGGCAAAUGCUACCAGGACAGGUGCUACCAGGGCAGGUGCUACCUGGGCCGGUACCGCUGGCCCAGGUGCAGCCGGGGCAGGUACAACUCCAGCCCAGGCAGGUGCCCCCGGGACAGGUGCAGGCAGGGCAGGUGCAGCUGGGGCAGGUGCCACCUGUUGCAGCAGCACCUGUUGUGGCACCUGUUGCAGCAGCACCUGUUGUGGCACCUGUUGCAGCAGCAGCAGCGUCCGUGGCACCAACACCGGCAGCAGCAGCAGCAGCAGCAGCAGCAUCUGUGUCAAAUCCUGUUGCACCACCGCCUGUUCCACUAGGGGCGCAGGGGCAGGCGCAGGGGCAUGGGCAUGGGCCUGCUGAGAAGGUGGUAUUUGGGCAGGUGCUUCCAAGGCAGGUGCUUCCAGGGCAGGUGCCACCUGGCAAGGAGCCGGCAGUUUCCAUUACAAACCUAGGGAGCAAUGCAGCAAAGGCCACAGAGCAGCAGCAGCAGCAGCAGCAGCAGCAGCAGCAGCAGCAGCAGCAGUUACAGCAGCAGCAUGGUAAAGGUGUGCCUGUGCCUCCAGCACCACUCACGUGUGCUAUCAAGGGAAGUCCUGUUCCUGUUCCCUCUGCACAGGCGUCUGCUGCUAAGGUUGCUCCUUUCCCCCCACCUCCGUUCCCCCUAUCCCCGUUUCCCCCGCCUCCGUUCCCCCCACCCCUGUUUCGCCAGUUCCAGCUUCCCUCAUUCCUGUUCCCCCCAACCCCGUCCCCACCACUGCUGCUCCCCCUACUCCCGUUCCCUUGA
Closterium sp. Naga37s-1 is the source of this 8601-nucleotide messenger RNA. NCBI's taxonomy places the organism in Eukaryota, Viridiplantae, Streptophyta, Zygnematophyceae, Desmidiales, Closteriaceae. The record is from the annotation of a GenBank genome assembly.